Molecule: messenger RNA, 786 nt
Organism: Blastomyces dermatitidis ER-3
Lineage: Eukaryota; Fungi; Ascomycota; Eurotiomycetes; Onygenales; Ajellomycetaceae
Exons: 3
Coding region: 1-786 (261 amino acids)
Source: RefSeq, a predicted model, not a curated record
AUGAUUGAUCGGGGUGACGGCCGAGGAUCGGCAAUCGAGAAUGGCCGAGGGUCGGCAAUCGAGAAUGGCCGAGGAUCUGCAAUCGAGAAUGGCCGAGGAUCGGCAAUCGAGAAUGGCCGAGAAUCUGCAAUCGAGAAUGGCCGAGGAUCUGAGCAGAAAUUGAUUAAAACUAUUCAAUUUUAUUCUAAAUCAUUCAAUUCUUCUCACACAAUAAAUACACUGGUGACAGACCAUGGAGGUUGCACUUCAGAAGAGUCUGUUGAUUAUGUGCUUGAUAUUAUCGCUGAGGUAUCUUUUUGUAUUUUUCUGCCGGGGAUGGGCCAGAUUGGGAAGGGCGGUACGAGGGCGAGACUUGGCGUUGGUGUUUUGGAACAUCAAAGAUGGACAGGGUUUUCGCGGAGGUCGCUCCUCGGAUAUCUCCACAACUACAGGUCGGGGAUCUUCCAAAAUCGAGAAGAUUGGUGCAUAUGGCUAGGUCACUUCACCUUACAAUUUGUAUGGCACUCUGGCCCGGGGUUGUGGUGUGGUAGGGGAGAACGGGGGAUAAUCCCACACAGGAGUUUCGAACAACGUCCGGUUCACGUUUGGCUGGAUAACUCCACCACCACACAGGGUAUGCGGUCGGUGAUGGGGUCAGAAUGCUCGUAUGAUCGAGGGCUUUUCGAUGGAUCUAUCGGCGGGUUCUUAUUCGAAAAAUCGAGCGAGUUCGUGGUGAAGCGGUUGAACUGUCUCGCAGUAGAAAUAUCUCUCUUCUGUAACUUAUCAAUAAAUUUCAAAAGUAGUUAG